GUUGGUCGUGGAGCUCUCUAUAGACUUCCAUUCAUUGUUUUAAAACAAUGGGGAUCGGUCUAGCUCUUUGUUUAUUUUCUUGCCUUGUUUUAUCCGGAGUACUAGGUGUAUAUGUACCCAGAUCAUCACAAACAACUGCAAGUGGCUCGGACGACGAACCUAAGGGUUCUUUUGAUUAUCAUGGUAGCAUACUGUCCUCACUACUAAAAGCAUUAUCCGAAAAAGACGACUGGAUAGAUCCUACGCCGAGACAGAGGCCCGAUUCCAAAUAUGUCUCAUACAUGAAAAGACUGUAUAGGAUGUCUGCGAAACACGGGCCUCGGGGUCAUAAAAGUCACCUGUACAACACGGUGAGGUUGUUUACUCCGCGCGAUGAGUGUCUGAAACGGGGAAAAGAGUUAUUCACAGGAGACCUUUCUUAUAACUUGGAUCGUCUAAGAGCCCAGGAGCUUCUUCUGAAGUCUGUACUGUUGUAUUGGUUUGAUAAAGAAAACGUGAGUCAGCUCACUUCCAUCUGCCAUUUGGACAUCAAAGAACAGGAGCUUCCUGACCAACAAGUGUGUUCCAGUGAUCAGGGCUCUUUCAGCUUCCCUGUUCAAAUUGAAAGGAGAAAUCGGAGAAAAUGGAUUGAGGUUGAUGUCACAUCUUUCCUUCAGACCCUUAUCAAAUUCCACAGGAAGAGCAUCCACCUGGUCGCCAAUUUGACCUGUAUUGGGGAAGGAGGAGGGAGAGCUCCUCUUGAGCUUUCUUUGAAGUCGCCGUCCCUCCUUCUGUAUCUUAACGACACCAGUGAACUGGCUCAUCAGCGGCGCUCCGGAUCUGUCAACGCAGCGAAACCGGAAACCCCACGGCAAAGCUUAGACGCCGGCAUCUUUGAAACUCAGUCCCGCCUACAGGUGGGAAAAAGGUCUUUGCGGACCAGAAGAAACUUGGUUCCAGGUGAAGCGGGUCUCCCUGACCCGACGGCUACGACCGUUAGUCUCUUUCGCCACUUUCAAAAGUACGACUUUCCAACAGAUGAGUGUGAGCUCCAUGAUUUCAGAGUAAGCUUUAGUCAGCUCAAGUUGGACCACUGGAUAAUUGCUCCCCACAGAUACAACCCCCGUUACUGCAAAGGGGUUUGCCCAGGGGCUGUGGGUUACCAUUAUGGCUCCCCAGUUCAUACCGUGGUGCAGAACAUCAUUUAUGAAAAGCUGGAUUCUUCUGUACCCAAGCCAUCAUGUGUGCCAUCAGAGUAUAGCCCCCUGAGUGUUUUAACCAUAGAAAAUGACGGCUCCAUUGCUUAUAAGGAAUAUGAAGAGAUGAUCGCUACUAAAUGUACUUGUCGCUAGAUCACUAGAAAUGGCUUAAAGAAUUGGAAGGAUUGGGCUAAAUUAUUUCACCACGACCGUGUCAUCAACCUGUUACCAAAUUGUUGUUGCAAAUUAUGGAAAUGUCUCUUAAACUAAUGGAAAAAUAGUUUUUUUUAUUGUGCACAGAGUUACAUAUUUUGAAAAGACAUUGGGUAAUGCUGCAAAUAAUAUCUAGAACAGAAGAAUUUACUUAAAGUAAUUUUGUUUGCCAGAAUAAAAUAUAUAUAUAUAUUUUAGCCAAAUGGGGAAAGUUGAAUAAGAUGGUAAAAUGUUUUUUCUGUUAUUUUGUUUUUCAGAUGUAUAAUUUAUUGACUUUGCAAUGAAAUGGAGAUAUUGUACAUGGUUACAAAACGAGCCGGAAAUAAUGUGAAACAUCCUGAACACUCGCGAAGCAUAGAAACCACAUUCCGAGAGAAAUGCGGUUC
Molecule: messenger RNA, 1777 nt
Organism: Lepisosteus oculatus (spotted gar)
Lineage: Eukaryota; Metazoa; Chordata; Actinopteri; Semionotiformes; Lepisosteidae
Gene: gdf9
Product: growth differentiation factor 9
Cellular component (GO): extracellular region
Molecular function (GO): cytokine activity; growth factor activity
Source: RefSeq, a predicted model, not a curated record